GGUCGGUUACAACCGCUUAUCGGUCGGUUACAACCGCUUAUCGGUCGGUUACAACCGCUUAUCGGUCGGUUACAACCGCUUAUCGGUUAAUCGUAAUCGGUGCAUCCCUAAUCGAAGCCAAAACUCCGAUCCGUUUAUAUGGCCAGGAAGAGAAAAGUCUUCGCUAUGAAUUAGCUAUAAAGAAUUAUUUUAAUCCGAUCAAAAUUUUAAAAAAAAUUACUGGAAUUAUGACAGAAACUAACGACUAUGUAAACAAAAUUUUGUUCAAACUCAUUCAGUUGAAGUUGAAAUAUAACUGUUUCCAUUUUCGAAAUGCAACGGUACAAUGGCAGCACAAUUCAUACAAAUAUUAGAUAUCUUCGCUUAAGUAAACAUACUAAGAUAAAGAUGUUGACUUUCAACGUUGGCAGUAGUGGCGUAACUAGGAUUUUUUUACCAUUUGGCCAAAAACUGCCUUAGUUAAAAAAAACGUUUGGUUCAUACUGGGAUAAUUCGAGAAGAGGCUGGGCCAGAAAAGCCAUUUUUUAAAUUUUCAACUAGAGAAACCACAAAAUUCAAAAUUAUAUUGCCCAGUCAAAAAAAAAUAUCAAGAGGAGGAGUAUCAUGGAGUGCUCCAACUGAAAAGGAGUACUCCAAAAGCUACAACGGAGUACCCACAAAAAAUGAGUACUUCUGAGUACUGCGUUUUUUGAAGUGCUCCACAUUACCUCAGCUGCACUUUAUAAAAACGAAUGUUCCGAAGCACUUCAAAAAAGAAGUACUCAUGCGUACGCCUAAUAAGUGAUAAUUCUAUAAGUCUUUUAACCAAAAAUAACUAAACGUCGACUUUCUAAAGAAAAAAAUAUUUUAAAAAUUGUUUUUCUCUUUGUACUUUAGCACUAUUGAUUGAUCAGACAAAUGUUGAUCAACAAAUUUCAAUUUCAAAUGUAAAUGUUGAUUCUAAUCGUCAAGUCUAUGAACAAUGUCAAUCAAACUUAAAUUCAAAUGAAUUAAUUUGGUUACAAUUUUAUGUUGAACAAUUAGAUCAAAUUAAGAAAAUAACAAAAUAUUUAACAAAAAUUUAUCGUCAUUUACGUGAAGAUUCUAUUCUAAUUGGUGUAUUACCAUCAUCUACUGUGGGUAGAUGUUUUGUUCGAAUGAAAGAUGAUGAAAAAUUUAGACCAAUUAUCAUUGAUGGUAUCGAGUAUCCACAUGAUUUGAAAUUAAAAAAAUAA
This is a messenger RNA of Didymodactylos carnosus, 1214 nucleotides long. The record is from the annotation of a GenBank genome assembly. NCBI's taxonomy places the organism in Eukaryota, Metazoa, Rotifera, Eurotatoria, Philodinida, Philodinidae.